AUGAUUAAUAAAAUCGAAGUUGAGGCUUUGAAAAGUAGGUUGGGGUUUUCUAAUGCAUUCGGUGUUGCUAGUGUUGGUCGUGCUGGUGGCUUGUGUCUAUACUGGAAAGAGGAAGUUAUGUUUUCUCUUGUUUCCUUUUCUCAACACCAUAUCUGUGGAGAUGUGGAAGACGGAAAUAAAAAAUGGAGGUUUGUAGGUGUUUAUGGGUGGGCGAAGGAGGAAGAAAAACAUCUUACUUGGUCCUUAUUGCGUCAUCUAUGCGAGGAUACUUCUCUACCUAUUCUUUUGGGUGAGGAUUUUAAUGAAAUACUAAGUGCUGCAGAGAAGGAGGGAGGAGCUAAUCGUGUUCGAAGAGAGAUGAUAAAUUUUCGGGACACUCUUGAUACUCUUGCACUUCGGGACUUAGGCUACGUAGGGACUUGGUACACUUGGGAGCGUGGUCGGUCCCCUUCGACCUGCAUCCGAGAGCGUCUGGACCGGUAUUUGUGCUCUAACUCAUGGUUGGACCUUUACCCAGAUUCUGUCCCUGAACACACCAUCCGGUAUAAAUCGGAUCACUCAGCUAUUGUUCUUCGCUCUCAAAGAGCUGGCAGACCUAGGGGUAAAACUCGUAGACUUCAUUUCGAAACUAGCUGGCUUCUUGAUGAUGAAUGCGAAGCUGUGGUUCGCGAGUCGUGGGAGAAUUCUGAGGGUGAGGUUAUGACGGGACGAGUAGCAGAGAAGGCUUUAAGUGUGGCCCAGAAUAAUCCCAUUUCCGAAUCUGCUUGUCAGGAGUGUGUGCUGUUGGAGAAAAAACUUGAUGAGCUGCAUGCUAAACACGAAGCGUAUUGUUCGAUUUUCACUUCAUCGAACCCAUCGGAUUUGAGCUUGGAGGCUGUUAUGUCUGUCAUUGAGCCUGUUGUUACGGAGGAACAUAAUCUGAAGCUCCUUGAACCUUUUUCAAAGGAUGAAAUUCUUGCAGCUCUACAACAAAUGCAUCCUUGUAAAGCGCCUGGUCCCGAUGGUAUGCAUGUUAUUUUUUACCAGCGUUUUUGGCAUAUUGUUGGUGAUGAUGUCACAAGUUUUAUUAGUAAUAUUUUACAUGGUCAUUCCUCCCCUAGCUGUGUCAAUAAUACUAAUAUUGCUUUGAUCCCUAAAGUUAAAAAUCCAACUAAAGCUGCAGAGUUUCGCCCCAUUGCCCUCUGUAAUGUACUUUAUAAGUUGAUGUCAAAGGCUAUUGUGAUGAGAUUAAAAAGUUUUCUCCCUGAGAUCAUUUCUGAAAAUCAAAGUGCCUUCGUUCCUGGUAGACUCAUUACUGAUAAUGCUCUUAUAGCUAUGGAGGUUUUUCACUCUAUGAAGAACAGAAAUCGAAGCAGAAAAGGCACAAUUGCAAUGAAGCUUGAUAUGAGUAAAGCCUAUGACAGGGUGGAGUGGGGUUUUCUUAGAAAGUUGCUUCUCACAAUGGGUUUUGAUGGGAGAUGGGUGAAUCUGAUUAUGGAAUUUGUCUCUUCUGUUACUUAUUCUUUCAUUAUCAAUGGAAGUGUGUGUGGUUCUGUUGUUCCGGCCCGUGGUCUUCGUCAGGGAGACCCCCUUUCUCCUUAUCUGUUUAUUAUGGUUGCUGAUGCUUUUUCUAAAAUGAUUCAGAGGAAAGUCCAGGAUAAACAGCUCCAUGGUGCUAAAGCGAGUCGUAGUGGUCCAGAAAUCUCUCACCUUUUCUUUGCAGAUGACAGUUUACUCUUCACUAGAGCUAACCGACAGGAAUGCACUAUUAUUGUUGAUAUACUCAACCAGUAUGAGCUUGCAUCCGGGCAGAAAAUUAACUACGAGAAGUCGGAAGUCUCUUACAGUAGAGGAGUCAGUGUCUCUCAGAAGGAUGAGUUGACAAACAUUCUGAACAUGAGGCAAGUUGAUAGGCAUGAGAAGUAUCUUGGUAUCCCCUCUAUCUCUGGAAGAUCAAAGAAAGCUAUUUUUGAUUCUUUGAUUGAUAGAAUUUGGAAGAAACUCCAAGGUUGGAAGGAGAAACUUUUAUCUCGAGCUGGUAAGGAGGUGUUACUGAAAUCUGUUAUUCAGGCUAUUCCCACUUAUCUUAUGGGAGUCUAUAAAUUUCCUGUGUUCAUAAUCCAAAAGAUUCAGUCGGCUAUGGCAAGGUUUUGGUGGGGUAGUUCGGACACUCAAAGGAAAAUUCACUGGAAGAAUUGGGAUUCGAUGUGUAAUUUGAAGUGUUUUGGCGGUAUGGGUUUUAAAGACCUAACAAUUUUCAAUGAUGCAUUGUUAGGGCGACAGGCAUGGAGACUUACCCGAGAGCCACAAUCUCUGCUUGGUCGUGUGAUGAAGGCCAAAUAUUUUCCCAAUUGUGAUUUUUUGAAUGCUCCACUUGGUCAUUCUAGCAGUUAUUCAUGGAGUAGCAUUUGGAGUUCGAAAGCUCUUCUGAAGGAAGGAGUGAUUUGGAGAGUUGGUAAUGGGUCCCAAAUAAAUAUGUGGUCUGAUCCAUGGGUGCUUGAUGAAGGCGGCCGAUUUCUUACUAGUACACCCCAUGCAAGUAUUAGAUGGGUCAGCGAAUUGAUUGACUUUGAUCGUAUGGAAUGGAAGACUUCUUUGCUUGAAAGUUUUUUGAAUGAGAGAGAUUUACGGUGCAUUCUAGCUUCGCCUCUUAGUGCGACUCCGGUUCCAGAUGAAUUGACGUGGGCUUUUACGAAAGAUGCUACCUAUUCGAUGAAGACCGCGUAUAUGAUCGGUAAAGGAGGAAAUCUUGAUAAUUUUCAUCAAGCUUGGGUGGACAUUUGGAGUUUGGAUGUGAGUCCCAAGGUAAGACACUUCCUUUGGCGUCUUUGUACAACCUCCCUUCCUGUCCGUAGUCUUCUCAAGCAUCGUCAUUUGACUGAUGAUGAUUUAUGCCCAUGGGGCUGUGGUGAAAUUGAGACCCAACGCCAUGCGAUCUUUGAUUGUCCGAAAAUGAGGGACCUUUGGCUUGAUAGUGGCUGCCAAAAUUUGUGCAGCAGAGAUGCUUCGAUGUCCAUGUGCGAUCUCCUGGUUAGUUGGCGUUCAUUGGAUGGUAAACUGAGGAUUAAAGGUGCCUACUUAGCCUGGUGUAUAUGGGGUGAGAGGAAUGCUAAGAUUUUUAAUAACAAAACUACUCCCAGCUCUGUUCUUAUGCAGCGUGUCUCACGCUUGGUGGAGGAGAAUGGUUCGCAUGCUCGUCGGAUUUAUCAACCUCUCGUACCUCGUCGCACAGGUAGUCCAAGACAAUGGAUUGCCCCCCCUGCUGAUUCUAUAAAGUUGAAUGUUGAUGCGAGCUUAGCGGUUGACGGCUGGGUUGGUCUAAGUGUAAUAGCUCGACGCUCUGAUGGGGGAGUUCUCUUUGCCGCUGUUCGAAGAGUGAGAGCCUACUGGGCUCCAGAGAUUGCUGAGGCCAAGGCUGUCGAACUGGCAGUUAAGUUGGGGCGGAGGUAUGGGCUGCAACGAGUUAUUUUGGAGUCGGAUUGCCAAGUUGUGAUCAACCGGUUAUCGAAGAAUGCCAUAUUUCUUUCGGAUUUGGAUUUAGUACUUUUUAAUAUCUUAGCUUCUUGCACUUAUUUUUCAUCUGUUGUGUGGUCACAUGUUAAACGUGACGGGAAUUAUGUAGCUCAUCAUUUGGCAAAGCUCAUCCCUUUUGGGGUGGAACAAGUUUGGGAGAACCAUUUUCCUCCGGAAGUGGCUCCCUAUGUGUUGAUGGACAAUUUGUCCUUGGAGUAA
Molecule: messenger RNA, 3711 nt
Organism: Beta vulgaris subsp. vulgaris (sugar beet)
Lineage: Eukaryota; Viridiplantae; Streptophyta; Magnoliopsida; Caryophyllales; Amaranthaceae
Exons: 3
Coding region: 1-3711 (1236 amino acids)
Molecular function (GO): nucleic acid binding; RNA-DNA hybrid ribonuclease activity
Source: RefSeq, a predicted model, not a curated record